AUGAGAGGCACAAUUCGCAUAAUCAACUUCAACACUGGUCACGUAUUCCGCCAUUUCAUCGGACAUGGAUCAAGCAUCAACGAAUUGAAAUUUCAUCCCAAUAAUCACGAGCUGCUGACUAGCGCUUCGAAAGACCGAACUUUGAUUACCUGGAAUAUAAUCUCAGAAGUACAGGUUUACAAUCAUGGAGGACUGUACGGACAUCAAGAUGAGGUGCUAAGCUGUGAUUGGAAUAGAGAAGGGAAUCUAUGUGCUUCGUCAGGGAUGGAUCACAGCGUAAUAAUCUGGGACAUCUCUGGGCGACUUGCGAAAGUGGCUCUCGAAGCUUCAAAUGUGUAUGAAAGCAGUACAUCAAGACGCCCGUUUCCUACGGUUAGACUUACUCCUGUUUUCAUUACGAAAGAAGUGCACUCGAAUUAUAUUGAUUGUAUUCGGUGGUAUGAGUCCUUCAUCAUAUCGAAAUCAUGCGAAAGCGAGAUAAAGAUCUGGGAGCCUGAUCUCAGCCAGCCAACUGAAAUUAAUCCGAGCCCUCCUAUUCUUUGUGCGAUGUCAUAUCCUGUCCCCCAGUGUCCGAAUUGGUAUGUGCGCUUCGGAAUUGACCGACAAAAAAGAUUCAUGGCCAUCGGCAACCAAGUCGGAAAGAUCACUCUUUGGGACUUGGACACAAUAAGCAAAGAGCCCAACAUAACCGUCCACCAUCCCAAGAUCUUCUCGCAGUGCCGUCAAGUCGCAUUUUCGCCUGAUUCCGGGAUACUUGUUGCCGUCUUUGACGAUACAACUGUUUGGCGCUACACGCUGAAGGCUCCAGAAGAAGCAGUUCAAAAAGUGUCUGAAAACUCGACAAAGACUGACAGCGAUGAAUCCACUCAAUAA
Molecule: messenger RNA, 873 nt
Organism: Oikopleura dioica
Lineage: Eukaryota; Metazoa; Chordata; Appendicularia; Copelata; Oikopleuridae
Source: the annotation of a GenBank genome assembly